Hyaloscypha bicolor E is the source of this 1083-nucleotide messenger RNA. Its product is annotated as putative Reticulon-like protein 1. The record is from RefSeq and is a predicted model, not a curated record. The transcript has 4 exons. Lineage: Eukaryota; Fungi; Ascomycota; Leotiomycetes; Helotiales; Hyaloscyphaceae. The coding region runs from base 1 to 1083 and encodes 360 amino acids.
AUGUCUGACCUCACCGCCAACGAUACCCCCGUUCCGUCCAUCGAGACCCAGUCCGGGUCUGGACUGGAGAACGCGAAGAACACCGUUGUCAACAAUGCCUCCGCAGCCGCCAACGCAGUCAAGAACCACCCAAUAACCCAGAGCGUCACCAACGGCCCUGUUGCAGAGAAUAUCAAGGAUCAACACACAAAGACAACAUCUGAAUUCUCCAACCUCGCUGCUUCGCGCACAACGCCGGCCACACCUGCCGCUACAGGCCAACAACUCACACCCUACCACUCCUUCUUCACGAGUCUCCUGUCGUGGAACAACCCCCGAGCUUCCGCCAUCGCCUAUCUCUCCGUCGUGUUGUUUAUCUUCGCUGCCCGAUACCUCGAUGUCCUCCGAUAUGCAAUGAAGCUUACAUGGGUCACUUUGGCCAUCACUGUUGCAGCUGAGGUUACGGGAAAGGCUCUGUUCUCGACUGGGUUUACCUCGCAGAUCCGCCCAAGGAAAUACUAUACAGUGUCAAAGGCCACCUUGGAUUCCUUCAUGGGCGAUUUGACCGAGAUCAUCAACUUCUUCGUUAUUGAAUCUCAGCGUAUUGUCUUUGCCGAGAAUGUCUUUGCUUCUGCUGCCGCCUUCGUCGGAGCUUUCCUGUCCUACUACCUGAUCAAGAUCGUCCCAUUCUGGGGCCUUACCCUGAUCUCCACAUCCGUCCUCUUCCUCAGCCCGCUCAUCUAUAAGACCAACCAAGAGCUUAUCGACCACCACCUCAAGAACGCCUCCAACAUGAUCAACCAACAAACCGAGCAAGUCAAGCAACUCGCAAGCCACCACGCCGCACGAGCCACCGAGACUACAAAGCAAUAUGUUGGAGAAUACUCUGCCAAGGCUCAGGAGAUGAUCGGUAGCCGCAGCCGCUCUGUCUCCCCUACCAUCACCAAAGCUGAGCCCACCAUGAAGGAGAACGUCCCUGCUUAUAAAAGCGAGGAUUUCCCUGCUGCGCCGAAGGAGGAGUUCAAGUCUGUGCCAACUACUGAGUCCGCUGCUGAGGGUUUGAGAGAACCAAGCAGCGAGGAGGAGCCGUUGAUUGCUACAUAA